UUGUGAUAUAGGCGCUUCGCUACUUAUAUGCACGUAUAGGAACAAUGUAAUCGCACAUAUGAUUGGCUUAUGGGCAAACGUGAUGGAUUGGAGGUACCUUUCAUUCCAGUGGUUCUAAUUGGCAGCCAUAUCUGGCUACAUAAAGUGGUAGAGUCGAAUUCGAAGAGAACUCGCGAGUCGACGGAGAAGAUUCAGGUACUGACUGCUUUGAAGAUGGAAUUGCAGCUUAUGGUGGCUAUAUGAUUGGUGCAGAUGACUGAUGAUACUUUUUGAAGAACGCUUGCUUCACUCGAUCAAUCUGAUCCUAGAUUCCUUGCUGUUCUUCUGAAUUGUGAAGGUUUUAUUUGUUUUCGUGGCUAUAGCUAACAUGGCAACCACCUUUGCAUGGUCCUGUUGUCAUAUUAUGUUCUAAAACCUGAAAAAAAUCUUUAUAGCUAUUCCUUGAAGUGGUGCAAGGAGACUGACGUACGCAGCAUGUAAAUCCUGAUAAUUUUGUGUAUAAAGGUUAUGGAACCAAUAUAUGCAGUUAACAAUCUACUUUUCUACAAGGCUUACGACCUCAUCCACUCAAUGAUUGAGAAGAAAAUUUAUGUUAUUUAUGCAAAGAAAGCAAGUAGUUCUCUGAAAAAUUAAAUAUAUAUAUUCUAACGAUUUUUGUAAAAUAUAUAUCAUGCGCAAGCAAUUAAGGACGCAUACGAAACAGAAACCAUAUAUUUGUGAGAUUUGCAAUGAAGCGUUUUCUGUGAAAGGAAGUUUAAAGAAACAUUCAAUUACACACACGAAAGAGGAUCCAUAUAUUUGUGAGGUUUGCAGUAAAGCGUUUACACGAAAAGGAGAUUUAAAGAUACAUUUAAGAGCGCAUACCAAAAAGAAGCCGUAUGUUUGUGAGAUUUCCAAUAAACCGUUUUCUCACGUAAAAGGUUUAAAGAGACAUUUAAGGAUGCAUACGAAAGUGAAGCCGAAUGUUUGUGAGAUUUGCAGUAAAGCGUUUCCUGAAAAAGAAAGUUUAAAGAAACAUUUAUUUACGCACACGAAAGAGAAAACAUAUGUAUGUGAGGUUUGCAGUAAAGCGUUUAGACAUAAAGGAAAUUUAAAAGCACAUUUAAGGACGCAUACCAAAGAGAAACCGCAUGUUUGUGAGAUUUGCAGUAAACCGUUUACACGAAAAGAAAAUUUAAAGACACAUUUAAGGACGCAUACCAAAGAGAAACCGUAUGUUUGUGAGAUUUGCAGUAAACCGUUUACACGAAAAGAAAAUUUAAAGAGACAUUUAAAAAAUCAUACGAAAGAGAAACCGCAUGUUUGUGAGGUUUGCAGUAAGCCGUUUACACGAAAAGAAAAUUUAAAAAGACAUUUAAAAACGCAUACGAAAGAGAAACCGCAUGUUUGUGAGAUUUGCAAUAAACCGUUUUCUGAAAAAGAACAUUUAAUGAAACAUUUACUUACGCACACGAAAGAGAAACCAUAUAUUUGUGAGGUUUGCAGUAAAGCGUUUUCUCAACGAGGAAGUUUAAAGAUACAUUUAAGGACGCAUACCAAAGAAAAACCGUAUAUUUGUGAGAUUUGCAGUAAAGCGUUUUCUCAAAUAGGAAUUUUAAAGAAACAUCUACUUACGCAUACGAAGGAGAAACCAUAUAUUUGUGAGAUUUGCAGUAAAGUGUUUACACAAAAAGUACAUUUAAAGAGACAUUUAAGGAUGCACGCGAAACAGAAACCAUAUAUUUGUGAGAUUUGCAGUAAAGCGUUUACACAAAAAGGAAAUUUAAAGAUACAUUUAAGGGCGCAUACCAAAGAGAAACCGUAUGUUUGUGAGAUUUGCAGUAAAGCGUUUUCUCAAAUAGGAAUUUUAAAGAAACAUCUACUUACGCAUACGAAAGAGAAACCAUAUAUCUGUGAGAUUUGCAGUAAAGUGUUUACACAAAGAGGACAUUUAAAGAGACAUUUAAGGAUGCACGCGAAACAGAAACCAUAUAUUUGUGAGAUUUGCAGUAAAGCGUUUACACAAAAAGAAAAUUUAAAGACACAUUUAAGGACGCAUACCAAAGAGAAACCGUAUGUUUGUGAGAUUUGCAGUAAAGCGUUUUCUCAAAUAGGAAUUUUAAAGAAACAUCUACUUACGCAUACGAAAGAGAAAUCAUAUAUUUGUGAGAUUUGCAGUAAAGUGUUUACACAAAAAGGACAUUUAAAGAGACAUUUAAGGAUGCACGCGAAGAAGAAACCAUAUAUUUGUGAGAUUUGCAGUAAAGCGUUUACACAAAAAGGAAAUUUAAAGACACAUUUAAGGACGCAUACCAAAGAGAAACCGUAUGUUUGUGAGAUUUGCAAUAAACCGUUUUCUGUAAAAGGAAGUUUAAAGAAACAUUUACUUAUGCACACAAAACAGAAACCAUAUAUUUGUGAGGUUUGCAGUAAAGCGUUUACACGAAAAGAAAAUUUAAAGAAACAUUUAAUCUCGCAUACGAAAGAGAAACCGUAUGUUUGUGAGGUUUGCAGUAAAGCGUUUACUCAGAAAGGAAGUUUAAAGAAACAUUUACUGGCGCAUACAAAAGAGAAACCGCAAUAAAAGUUUUUCCAGUGUUAAACAUUUUAUAGAAAUAUUGUCUGACACAUGCGAAGCAAAAUCCACCGUAUGUAAGAAAGCAUUUACAGCAAAAGGAUAUUGGUAGUUCCAUUUAUCGACCCAUUCAAAAGAGUGGCUACAUGUUUGUGAUCUGUGUAAUAAAGUAUUUUCUGGUCUAAACAUUGUAAGGAGAUAUUCAUUGACGCAUACAAAAUAUAAUCCUCAUGCUUUCAAGAUAUGCAACCACAUGUUUUCUUUGCGAGGAAAUAUGAAAACGCGUUUAUAGAUUGAUACGAAAUGAAAAUGUGAGCAAUAAAGCAUUUUCUAAGCCAGUAUGUUUAAAGCCACAUUUACUAAUGCAUUUAAGAAAACUUCGCAUGUUUGUGAUGCAUGGAAGAAAAAAUUUUCUUGCCGAAGUAAUUACCAAAAUGCUUACAGACGCAUAAUACUGAGUAGUCGCAUCGCUGCAAAUUGUACACUUAAGGUGCCCCCCCCCCUCAAGUGGGAGAAUUUGAAAUAGAAUUUCCUGACACAUACGAAAGAGAAAUCUUAUAUAUAUAUCUGGACGUUGUCCAUAAUAUUUAAUUCAAUGCCGGCGUAAAAAAUAACAUUUUUAUUUAAAAGAAACAUUAAGAAAAAAAAAUUUUUUUUUUGUUAAUUAAUGGAAUACAAAUAUAAUUCGCCAAAAAAUGAGAGAAAAUGCAGUUGGCUCCACCAUCGAAUAAUUAAUUUGCUUGCACGAGAACGCAGACAAAACUGCGACACUAUCUUCAUGAAAGCACGAUCACCACAGUACUCCCAUAAACUGUAUGAGUACCCUCCCCUCUCCCCUGUGGUAGUACAGCAGCCACUGCAAUUAGUGGUAUCUGGCCCUCGUUACCUCUCAUUCCAGUGGUUCUAAUCUGGCUACAUAAAGUGGCAGAGUAGAAUUCGAAGAGAACUCAGGAGUCGAUGGGGAAGACUCAUUUACUGACUGCUUUGAAGCCGAAAUUGCAGUUGAUGGUGGCGAUAUGAUUGGUGCAGAUGACUGAUGAGAAUUUUCGAAGAACGCGUGCUUCAAACGAUCAAUGCCGAUCGUGGAUUCUUUGCCGUUCUUCUCAGUUGUGAAGGUUUUAUCAGUAUAUCUGAGUUCACAGUAAGCGCCUUCAUGCGGUGUUUGCACUGGUUUCUUAAUUGCAUCGUGGCGCACGAACACAUGAAUGCAAGACUAAAGUUUGAUGUUUGAACACUUUUUUAUUAUCAUGAGAUCUAGCUGGCGGAGGUUUGAGUUGCUCCAUUUUCGUAAUUUUUUCCAAUGAGUUGCUCCAUUUUCCUCCAUUGAGUUGCUCCACAGUUCGUAAAUUUUGUAAAAACCCAUGAGGUUCGAUGUUAAGUGAAAUGGUCUCAAAAAUUCCGCAUAUAGUUUCAGGCAUUAGUUACACCAAUUCUGCUGAUGUGCACCGCAGAUCUUCCUUUAAUGCCUUUCUGAGGGCGAGUAAAACAAAUGGAAUGGAUUCUGUUCAUUUCGCGGGUGCGUAAGAUCUGAAACUUUAUUUUAAAGAACGAUGAAAUCGCUCGAUUUAUUUGCAACGAAGCUCGAGAUCGAAGUAAAAUUUAAAGACGAAAUUUAGUUGCAUAUAUUAAAAAGAAACUAUGUAUAUGACAUUUUUUUGAAGAUUUUCUAUAGUCAUUAUUGAUGACGAGUUUAAUGAAGCACACAUAACACCACUUCAUGCCUCUGCAACUAUAACCUAUUGAUUAUUAUUUAAAUAGUGUAGUGAGCAUGAAAUGGGUGAAACAUCAAAAAACGCCCCUGUUCUAUCCGUCGCUAUGACUAUCAUCCAAAUUGUUCCAGAAAAAAUAUAAAUAAUAACAGUGAAAGUAGAUUUUAACUACUCUUGGAAAUUGCCAAAUUGGAUUUUAACAUUAUAACUUUAAUUUUUAAAAAAUAAAUUUAGGAUAGCACUAAACAAAAGCAUUAUUCACUUUAUAUCUGUCAUUAAUAGUGACAAUAUUAAAUGCUAUAAAUAAAUUUGAUGUGUGGUGAAUCGCAUAUAAGCCAGUAACAGCGCUUCUGCUCGAACAGCUGUUUUAGCAAAAUCGGUAUGUUACUGGACUGCUAACCCAAAGAUCCCAGGUUCUAUCCUAGCGCGUCCCUCACCGCUAAAUUGGUGACCUCGGACGCUGAACCUUCAACCUUCGUACAGCUGUUGUGGCGCCAUCUAUCCGCAACCAAAGUCGCCAGACUCACUUGGCGCAGCAAGCAAAGUCGUCAGACUCACGUGACGCAGCAACCCUAAGUCACCAGACACACUUGGCGCAUCGGCACCCACAAAACUCUCGCCAUAACGCUUGGCGCUACUCAAAUAAGGGUACGGCCCAUUAAGACAAUAGCUACUACUCAAUACAUCACCACUCAACGCCAUAUCGUUCGUCUCUCCCCUUCUACUAACUGGAGGGAGAGUACUGUGGUGAAUCGCAUAUAAGCCAGUAACAGCGCUUCUGCUCGAACAGCUGUUUUAGCAAAAGCGGUAUGUUACUGGACUGCUAACCCAAAGGUCCCAGGUUCUAUCCUCACGCGUCCCUCAACGCUAAAGAUGCACUGUUUGUAAUAUACUAUGUAAUAGUAUACUCCUACACUAUGCUCUGUUUCACCCUAACUUGGCAGUAGUGUAUAUUCUAGGCAUGCCGAAUCACAGUCGUUG
This is a messenger RNA of Argiope bruennichi, 5244 nucleotides long. Its product is annotated as zinc finger protein 43-like. The record is from RefSeq and is a predicted model, not a curated record. Gene Ontology annotation, cellular component: nucleus. Gene Ontology annotation, molecular function: RNA polymerase II cis-regulatory region sequence-specific DNA binding; DNA-binding transcription activator activity, RNA polymerase II-specific; zinc ion binding. Bases 671 to 2563 code for a protein of 630 amino acids. NCBI's taxonomy places the organism in Eukaryota, Metazoa, Arthropoda, Arachnida, Araneae, Araneidae. Gene Ontology annotation, biological process: regulation of transcription by RNA polymerase II. The transcript has 4 exons.